This is a messenger RNA of Impatiens glandulifera, 3277 nucleotides long. Its product is annotated as kinesin-like protein NACK1. Gene Ontology annotation, molecular function: microtubule binding; ATP binding; microtubule motor activity. The record is from RefSeq and is a predicted model, not a curated record. Gene Ontology annotation, biological process: microtubule-based movement. Bases 242 to 3079 code for a protein of 945 amino acids. The transcript is spliced from 15 exons. Lineage: Eukaryota; Viridiplantae; Streptophyta; Magnoliopsida; Ericales; Balsaminaceae.
CGUUGCGAUUCAUUUCAAAACUCCAACCGUGCUUGCUCUCUCUCUCUCUCUUUCUCGAGGCAGGCCUAAUACUAUUAUCGCCAUCUCUUUUCAGUUCUCGGUUUCUAUUUAGAGAUCCAUAUCUGAUCGAUUCGAUUAUGUUCAAGGUAUUUAUCUCCAGUUUACCAGGAGUGAUCAUUAUUUGUGUAAAUCAGAAACCCAACCAGUUCUGAACAAAUUUCAAAUUCCAAGAGAAGUAAAUAUGACAGUUCCAAAUACACCAGUUUCAAAAAUAGAAAGGACGCCUAUUUGCACUCCAGGUGGAACAAGAGCUAAGGAAGAAAAGAUUGUUGUAACAGUAAGAUUAAGGCCAUUAAACAAAAGGGAGCUAAUAGCCAAAGAUCAGAUAGCUUGGGAAUGUAUUGAUGAUGAUCAAACGAUUGUUUAUAAACCACAACCUCAUGAGCGAAUAACUCAACAAGCCUCAUUCACAUUUGAUAGAGUAUUCGGCCCAAGUUCCUUAACUGAUAGCGUAUAUGAGGAUGGAGUAAAGAAGGUCGCGUUGUCCUCCUUAAUGGGUAUAAAUGCUACUAUAUUUGCAUAUGGCCAAACUAGCAGUGGAAAGACUUAUACAAUGAGGGGAAUCACAGAGAAGGCAGUUACUGACAUCUAUGCACAUAUUAUGAAUACACCGCAGAGGGAUUUUAGAAUCAGAAUCUCGGGACUUGAGAUCUACAAUGAAAAUGUGAGGGAUCUGUUGAAUGCAGAAUCUGGUCGAAACCUAAAGCUUCUAGAUGAUCCGGAGAAAGGAACGACAGUUGAGAAGUUAGUUGAGGAGACAGCAAAUGAUGAUAAACAUUUGCGACAACUUAUUGGUAUAUGUGAAGCUCAAAGACAGGUUGGUGAGACAGCUCUCAAUGACACUAGUUCCAGGUCUCACCAGAUCAUAAGGCUGACAAUAGAAAGUACACUCCGCGAAAAUUCUGAAUGUGUCAAAUCUUAUGUUGCAAGUCUGAACUUUGUAGAUCUAGCUGGUAGUGAAAGAGCCUCACAAACAAAUGCAGAAGGUGCUAGACUAAGAGAAGGUUGUCUUAUUAACCUCAGCUUGAUGACUCUCACUACUGUAAUUAGAAAGCUCAGUAUAGGGAAAAGAAGUGGUCAUAUACCAUAUAGAGAUUCAAAGCUCACACGCAUUCUGCAACAUUCACUUGGUGGAAAUGCACGUACAGCCAUUAUAUGUACUUUAAGCCCAGCAUUCAUUCAUGUUGAACAAUCGAGGAAUACUCUUCUGUUUGCCACUCGGGCAAAGGAAGUCACGAAUAAUGCUCAAGUCAACAUGGUCAUUUCAAACAAGCAGCUUGUAAAACAUUUGCAAAAGGAAGUAGCUAGACUUGAAGCCGAGCUUCGGGUACCAGAUGCUGCCCCUAGUGAAAAGGAUUUGAAAAUUCAGCAGAUGGAAAAGGAAAUUCAGGAGUUGAGGAUACAACUUGAUCUUGCGCUUUCCCAAGUGGAAGAGUUAAGUAGAAUACUUGGAGAGGAACAAAAGGAUGAGAAGAAUGUCGAGACUAAGAAUCCACCAGCAAAGAAAUGUCUCUCAUUCUCUAGUACGUUGUCACCAAAACAUGACAGCACAAGAAAAAAGAAUAAUACAAGAAGGCAAACAUUGAGGCAAUCGUCCACAGUUCCUUUCACAUUGAUGCAUGAAAUUAAGAAGCUGGAGCAUCUUCAGUUGCAACUUGGGGACGAAGCAAACCGUGCUCUAGAAGUGUUGCAAAAAGAGGUAGCUUGUCAUAGACAAGGAAACCAAGAUGUUGUUGAGACAAUGGCCAAGCUUGAAGCCGAAAUAAAAGACAUGCGACGAACAUGUCAAGGAGUUACAAAAGAAGUAGUUGAAGUUGAUUCUUUUGUUUCGGUUCACAAAAGUAUAAGCGCAAACUUGAAAGAAGAAAUUACGAAGCUUCAUUCACAAGGAAGCACCAUUGCAGAUCUUGAAGAGAAACUUGAAAACGUCCAAAGGUCUAUAGAUAAACUUGUAAUGUCUAUUCCAUGUAACAAUAAUCAUCAGUCUGAAGAACUUCCAAUGAAGUCAUCAUCAAAGAGCCAAUUGAAAAAGAAGCUACUUCCUUUGUCAUCAUCUUCUCAAAGAGGAUACCAAUUUGAUAAUGAAAACAGACCGCCAGAGGAUGAUGAUGAAAACAAUUUGCCUAGAAAAUCUGGGCAAGUGCUGUGUGAGAGUAAUUCUCCUAUGAAGACUGAAGACACGUCAAGGGAGAAUACUCCUUACCGACGAUCCGGUUCAGUCAACAUGAGAAAAAUGCAGAAGAUGUUCAAAAACGCUGCAGAUGAUAAUGCAAGGAGCGUAAGAGCAUAUGUGACAGAGCUUAAAGAACGUGUGGCUAAAUUACAAUACCAAAAACAGUUAUUGGUUUGCCAGGUGCUUGAGCUGGAAGCGAAUGAAACUGCGGGAUACAACAUAGAGAAUGAUGAGAGCUUGGAUAAUAUUGAAGAAAACUCCCUGGCUCCAUGGGACAUUACGUUUGGAGAGUGGAGGCAACAAAUUCUUGAGCUAUGGGAUGUUUGUCACGUCUCUAUUAUCCACAGGACACAAUUCUAUUUGCUAUUCAAAGGUGAUCCUAAUGAUCAGAUUUAUAUGGAAGUAGAGAUGAGGCGCCUCCACUGGCUGGAACAACACCUACGGGAACCAAAAAACGCAACCACAAUGCUGGUUGGCGAAGAUAACAACGCAACCAUCUCUUUGUCAUCAAGUAUUAAAGCAUUGAAGCGAGAAAGGGAGUUUCUUGCUAAGAGAGUAACAUCGCAUUUGAGUGUUGACGAAAGAGAUACAUUAUACAUAAAAUGGGAUGUUCCAUUAGAAGGAAAGCAGAGAAAGAUUCAACUCAUUAACAAGCUUUGGACUGAUCCAUUUGAUCGUAAACAUGUGGAGGAGAGCGCUGAGAUUGUUGCUAAACUAGUUGGGUUUUGUGGAGAUCGUUCUAUGUCUAAAGAGAUGUUUGAACUUAAUAUCGCACUUCCAUCCGAUAAGCAGCGGCCAUGGAUUAUGAUGGGAUGGAACCAAAUCUCUAACCUUCUCCAUCUUUGAGAAAAUGUUAGCCUGUAAUUAAUUUAGUUUGUUCAAAUCACAUUCUUUUUAAUAUUUUUUUGUAGAUAAUGUUUUUUUUUUCUCUCUUCAGAUUACCAUACUGCAUGAGGAUGAGGGUAUUUUGCAUCCUUCGUUACUGGUUUUGUUUUUCUUUCUUUCUAAAUUUGAGACUUUAACUUAUUACAGUUAGAUACAUUA